Molecule: messenger RNA, 10329 nt
Organism: Ylistrum balloti
Lineage: Eukaryota; Metazoa; Mollusca; Bivalvia; Pectinida; Pectinidae
Product: polycystin-1-like protein 1
Exons: 48
Coding region: 1-10329 (3442 amino acids)
Molecular function (GO): protein binding
Source: RefSeq, a predicted model, not a curated record
AUGGUGACCGACAAUGCUGGCUCAAACACCAUUGAAAGCCUCCUUCUGGUUCAGGAGACCAUCACUGGUUUACGGUUGACUGGACCUCAGAUGAUUAAAAUUGAGAUACUGUACAAGGAUUAUUUCUGGGAGGCCAGCCUUGAAUCAGGAACAGAUGUUAUGUACCAAUGGUCUCUCCUGUCCUUGAGUGGUGGCCGUAACAUCACUGGCACCUCUUAUGGUGUCAUGGACAAGUACCGGAAUCAGUUUGAGGUACCAGGCAUUUACAGUCUAAUUGUCGCCACUCGCAAUAAUGUUAGCCAGUCAGAGGCCAGUUUACUUAUCACUGUAUCCUACCCUGUAACCAAGGUUACAGUCCAGACACGCCCAAUCCCGCUAGGUCAAACCAGCUACAUCAACAUCACAGUAACAGGGGCAGAUAACUUCAAUGUCCAAGUAGAUUUUGGAGACAAUUCAUCAACGGAGGUGUCAACAUUACAAUACAAUUCAAACAUAUUCAGAUUGUCUAACAUAAGCUACAAAGUUAUGAUCCCUCACAUGUAUACUAGAAAGGGGACAUAUAAAGUAAGCGUGAAUGUUUCAAACCAAGUGUCAUCUUUGGAGGAGACAGCAGUUGUGUUAGUGGGCGAACCAAUCACAGGCAUAAAACUACACACCUCCUCUCCAAGUCUGGUACAGGUGGCAGAAUGGGUCGUUGUAACAGCAACUGUUGAUACUGGAGAUGACCUCACAUUUGAGUGGGAUUUCUCAGAUGAAGUAUAUGAGCCUAGCCAGUACCUAAAAGUCAUAAGUGAAGGAAACACAAGUACAGCUAAUUACUCCUUCUCUCUGGCCGGACAAUAUGCCGUGAUUUUACGAGUCUACAACAUCUUAUAUACUCAGCCAUUCAUCGUCACGUUGGACUUCAGGUUCCAUGUUAUGGAAGUGGUCAGUCAACUGACCAUUGAAAUCUACGAGAAGAUAACAGGAUUGCCACUACAGGGAUCAGCCCCUAACCUGUCCACUCCAGAGGUUCAAUUCCAGUCAAAGUGUAGUGGCUCGGACGUGACUUUUGAAUUCAAUUUUGGUGAUGGUGUGACAAUGCAGGUGCCUGGAAUACUACAUCAGUAUGUCAAUAUAAUGAUGGCUACAUCAUCUCAUCGAUAUACUAAAGAGGGAGUAUACAAUGUAAGUGUAACAGCCAGGAAUAGCCUCUCUGAGAUGACAUCAUACCUGGCCAAUCCAUUCUAUGUACAGCUCCCUCCUCAGGGACUCCAGCUGCACCCAGAGAUGGUUCGCACUCCAUUUGGUGAAGAGACAACCUUUACUGCUAGUGUUACAGGAGGCACCAACUUCACUUUUGACUGGAAGUUUGGGGACCAGUCAGAUAUUGUCAAUGAUGCAGGUCCGGUGAUGACACAUGAGUACACACAGGUCGGCAGGUACAGGGUCACAGUUAUUGCCAAGAAUGAUGUGUCACAACUCACCAAGACAGCAGAAGUCGAGGUCCUACACAGACUUCAGAGGGUGAACUUGUUGCUGCCUAAAUCGGUUGUUGCGACCUAUGAACAGUUGAUCUACAGAGCUGAAACCUUCCCUGAGAACGCUGAUGUUAGUUAUUUUGAAUGGAACUUUGGAGUCCAAGGAAAGCCAAAGCAAUCUUAUGAUCCUUAUAAGACACACAUGUACACAAUUCCUAGCAGGUAUACUGUAACAGUAUCAGCUUAUAAUUCUUUAAGUCGUGUUGAAUCAGAACCAAUGUUUAUUUUUGUCCAAUCACCAGUCAGUGAGUAUCUGGAGAUACGAUACGAUCCAAAAAAGCAACACCAUAUCGUGAAUGAAAGCAGCUCCUUCUCUGUGUAUCACUUCAGUGGUAACGACCUUUACUAUACAUGGAACUUUGGGGAUGGAACCCAAAAUAAAACUACUAAGUCCAAGACCAUGAGUCACAACUAUACCGAUGUGGGAGAGUACGUCAUUCGAGUAUGGGCAGAAAAUAUGCUGAGUAUGACAUCGGCUAGUGAUAACGUUUUUGUACUCGAAAAGAAGUGUGUCAAACCAGAGCUUGUUAUACAUGGAGAAUUUACUAAGGGAGAGAGUGUAUCAAUCCAUGUGAAUCGGUCCAAAGAGUUGUACGUAGAAGUAGAACUGAAGAAUGUAAACUGUGAUGUAACAAAUGCUACAACCUACGAGUGGACAUUUUAUAACUCCUCUUCUGGACGUGUGGUCCAACUGGACACAUUAGAAGAAGAUGUACUGCAAAAGAAAGUACUGAGAAUACCUGCAAGAGUUUUACCAUAUGGCACCUACGACCUCAAAGUGACGGUAACGGUGAGAGGAACAAUUGUUCACUCUGAGUGUCAGACCAAAGUGAGCGUGGAUCCUACACCACUAAUGUGCUCCAUCAAAGGAGGUGUGUACAGAGAAGUGAAACGGGACAGCCUUAUUGUUCUAGACGGUGCUAACUCCUUAGACCCAGACACUAACAGUCACUUAUCACUCAGACCAAAGAAAGCAUUAAUGGAAGGUAAUGGUAGUAUUGAGAUGAAAGCAACUAGAAAGGAAAAUAGAUUGCUUCUUAAUCUCCAUCUUAAUCUCCAUCACUUAAGGUUUAACUGGACAUGCUAUGUGGAUUUCGAUAAAGGAAAACCCUGUUUCAAGGAAAACCUUAGAGAUAAUGUUUCCAUGGAUACUGCUGGUAUAUCAUUUCUGGGAAGCUGGCUGAGAGAUGAUAGAAUGGAAUUCAUGAUGAUGUUAACACUGUCAGCAGAGAAUCGGGACCAUGUGGAGUGCUCUCAGAUGAUCCACAUCGGUGACCUACUGGAACUAAACAUUUACUGUCCACAAUGCGAUCAGUCGUUGGUGAAUUGGGACUGGCCAUUGUCCUUUCAAGCUGUAUGUUCUACCUGUGACUCUUUUGACCUUGAGUAUGAAUGGACUAUGUAUAAGGUGCCUGAUCUUGGUCAGACUAAUGUGAACCACCGAUAUGACAGGUUCAGUAGAGCGUGUGCCAUAGCAGGUCAAACACACAUCUCCAAAUUAGUUCAGAAGAACGAUGUUGACUCGAGUCGCUUCAGAACUGAAGGAGCGAGUCCCAGGUAUCCCAGUACCACCACCCCCAGGGCAGUCGGACUUUAUUAUCCUAUUGAGGAUCUCAGUGAAGGGAGAUCUAGAGGACAGAAGUUUUCCCCUCUGAUAUCAUUCCAGGAGAGUAGAUUGAGUAGACAGAGAGGAGCAGAUAAUGAACAAAACAUAUUGGGUACCGCUGAUAUUCCUGGAAAAGAUACAACUUAUACCAAAUUAGAUGUAGUUGAUGUCCAACACACAAAAACCAACAUGCUUAAUACUGCAGAUAUCUCUCAAAUAGACAAUGGGCAUAAUGCUUUUGAUAUAGGUGACAAUUAUAUAAUGGAUCAUGUUAUACAUGAUAUACUGGAUUCAUCAGAUAUCCCUCACCAGGACAGCAGACAUGACACCCUGGAUUCAUCAGAUAUCCCUCACCAGGACAGCAGACAUGACAUACUGGAUUCAUCAGAUAUCCCUCACCAGGACAGCAGACAUGACACCCUGGAUUCAUCAGAUAUCCCUCACCAGGACAGCAGACAUGACAUACUGGAUUCAUCAGAUAUCCCUCACCAGGACAGCAGACAUGACACCCUGGAUUCAUCAGAUAUCCCUCACCAGGACAGCAGACAUGACACCCUGGAUUCAUCAGAUAUCCCUCACCAGGACACCAGACAUGACACCCUGGAUUCAUCAGAUAUCCCUCACCAGGACAGCAGACAUGACAUACUGGAUUCAUCAGAUAUACCUCACCAGGACAGCAGACAUGACACCCUGGAUUCAUCAGAUAUCCCUCACCAGGACAGCAGACAUGACACCCUGGAUUCAUCAGAUAUCCCUCAACAGAACGGCAGACAUGACACCCUGGAUUCAUCAGAUAUCCCUCACCAGGACAGCAGACAUGACACCCUGGAUUCAUCAGAUAUCCCUCACCAGGACAGCAGACAUGACACCCUGGAUUCAUCAGAUAUCCCUCAACAGAACGGCAGACAUGACAUACUGGAUUCAUCAGAUAUCCCUCACCAGGACAGCAGACAUGACACCCUUGAUUCAUCAGAUAUCCCUCACCAGGACAGCAGACAUGACACCCUUGAUUCAUCAGAUAUCCCUCAACAGAACGGCAGACAUGACACCCUUGAUUCAUCAGAUAUCCCUCACCAGGACAGCAGACAUGACACCCUGGAUUCAUCAGAUAUCCCUCAACAGAACGGCAGACAUGACACCCUUGAUUCAUCAGAUAUCCCUCAACAGAACGGCAGACAUGACACCCUUGAUUCUUCAGAUAUCCCUCACCAGGACAGCAGACAUGACACCCUUGAUUCAUCAGAUAUCCCUCACCAGGACAGCAGACAUGACACCCUGGAUUCAUCAGAUAUCCCUCAACAGAACGGCAGACAUGACACCCUUGAUUCAUCAGAUAUCCCUCACCAGGACAGCAGGCAUGACACCCUGGCAUCAAUAGAUAUCCCUCAGCAGGACGGCAGACGUGAUACCCUGGAUUCAUUAGAUAUCCUUCAAUGGAAUGGCAGACAUGACACCUUGUCAUCAUUAGAUAUAGCUCAGCAGGACAGCAGACAUGACACCCUAGAUUUAUCAGGUAUCCCUCAACUGAAUGUCAGACAUGGCACUCUGGAUUCAUCAGAUAUCCCUCACCAGAACGGCAGACGUGACACCCUGGAUUCAUCAGAUAUCCCUCACCAGGACAGCAGACAUGACACCCUUGAUUCAUCAGAUAUCCCUCAACUGAAUGUCAGACAUGACACCCUGGAUUCAUCAGAUAUCCCUCAACGGGACAGCAGACAUGACACCCUGGAUUCAUCAGAUAUCCCUCAACGGGACAGCAGACAUGAAACCCUGGAUUCAUCAGAUAUCCCUCAACAGAACGGCAGACAUGACACCCUUGAUUCAUCAGAUAUCCCUCAACAGAACGGCAGACAUGACACCCUUGAUUCAUCAGAUAUCCCUCACCAGGACACCAGACAUGACACCCUGGAUUCAUCAGAUAUUCCUCAACGGGACAGCAGACAUGACACCCUGGACUCAUCAGAUAUCCCUCAACGGGACAGCAGACAUGAAACCCUGGAUUCAUCAGAUAUCCCUCAACAGAAUGGCAGACAUGACACCCUUGAUUCAUCAGAUAUCCCUCGCCAGGACAGCAGACAUGACACCCUUGAUUCAUCAGAUAUCCCUCAACAGAAUGGCAGACAUGACACCCUGGAUUCAUCAGAUAUCCCUCAAAUGGAGAACAAUGAUAAGACAUUAAAUGCAGCAGAUAUCCAUCAUAUAGUGGAUUCCCAUUUCAACAUGUUUAAUUCAAUAAUUGAAGAAAACACUAGAGUAGAAAGCUCACGUCGUAAGCCUCUCCCUCACACAGACAUGUUUGAAUUAAAAGAGGGCACACCUGGGGAGGAGGGCAGCUCCAUUGCACGUAAUCCAGCUUAUGACAAUGACAUAUUUGAAGACAAAACCUCUGGUAAUCGACAGAAGCCAGCUUUAGAGGAUAAUGAAAAUAGCGGUACCCCUGAGGACGAAGUUUACAUAGGAGGGUCAAAUAAUUUUGCCCAAGAGAAACACAUUCUAGAACAUGCCCACUACCCCUUGCUGCUGCGGUGGAAUGCCACAUUAACUGGUCUUAACAAGAGGUCACUUGUCCUAAAACCAAACAACGAAGCUAUCGAGCAAGGAAGCACAUACAUCAUGUAUGUUAAGGCUACAAGUAAAGAUGGUUUGGCUAAAGGUCAUGCGAUGGCACAGUUUAGGGUCAACCAGAGUCCUCACCAAGGUGAUUGCAGUAUCAAACCAGACUCAGGCGUUGAGAUGUCCACUGAGUUUACCAUAUUUUGUAAGGAAUGGAGGGAUGUUGAGGAGCAUUUGCCGCUUUGGUAUGAAGUGAGUUACAACUUGGAGGAAACUGACGUGCGAUAUGUGAUCUACCGCGGACUACGAUCGUCCAUUAACUUCAUACUUCCAGCCGGAAAUCCCAACAACAACCAUCGAGUGUUCGUGUACAUCACCAUCUUGGACAGCCUGUCGGGCCGCACGCCUGUCUGCCACGCACCCCUCACUGUUAGACCGCGGCAGGUCGAGGUGACCUUCGAAGCCGUCCCAUCGCUUACGGAUAUCAUAUUUCAUGAAGCUUUCAAUGGAAAUGGUUCCAUUGUCAAGGCUCAGGAGCAAGGCUAUGAACACAGGGUGAAGGUGCUUGUUCGUUACCUAGCAACAAGACUUAAUCAAUUGCCACAGUAUGGGUCAAAGGACAAUAAACUAAGACAGGUGAUUCGAUACAACCUUUUGAGAAGACUCAAAGACUUGCCAAUGAGGGAUGAGCUUGAGGUGAUACAAACACUACAGGCCCUGACAGCCUUGACAGAAGUUGCCAGUGAGCUGAGCCAAGUAUUGCUGGACCUGGCUAGUGCUGUGUUUAGAUCAAUCCUGGAUCGAGCAAGUGAGUUGUACAGUGAGGCUCUGACCCCUACGCACGAGCUGCUGACCCUGGCCGUAACCACUGCCUCCAAUGUUAUCAGUGCCACCGUCCGCAGUGCUGCUCGGGACAAACACCGGUUCUACCGAACGUCCAUGUCCACUUUCAUCCAUACCCUUGACCAGCUACUCAAGAAUGAGCUGAAGUUCCAUGCAGUCGGCCAGGAACCAAUCAAGGAACAUGCUUAUUUUGUCAAAACUAUGGCUUCAAGAUUCAGUUUCAAAGACAGACCAGUACUUGGAAUUGACCAAUCAAAAUUCACAUUACCAAGGGAUAUGUCUGUGAUAAUGAAGAAAGACAACUAUUCGUUGGAUACUUUUUCACCCAAUCAUGACUGUUUUCAGGUCCACAUGACUAAAUUUCUUGGGAAUCCUUACGUUUUUGAUCAUGAUAAGAAUGCAAAGGUUGACUCAGAAGUGGGUUCCCUGAAAAUUUAUACGUGUGAUGGAGAAUCGGUACAAGUGAGUGGUCUCCAGGACGACAAUAUGGUUACUAUGGAGAUCCCACGACUUCCUCUUAAGGAGGAGACGACUCUGUCAGAUUUAGUGGUACAGCAUCGUCUUGAGAGAACAUUGAUGAACCUUCAUCAGUUUAAUGUGAGCAGAGAACAGCAACAGCAUUCACUUAACAUCAUCUUUACACUGACUCCAGCUAUAGGGGAACGCCUCUUUCCUAUAGCCUUGAUGAUAGGGCUGCAAGUCCCGCCUACCCCAGACAAACACCUACUGAGGCGUGAAUUUGAUGUGACAUCCUUACAGGCCAAACUCUUUCUGCCUGCUGGGUACUUUAAUGUUACAGGCAGUUACUACUUGGGAAUAGUUGAUGGUAUGUACAACUCUGGCAGACACAGACAAGGGGAGGCAACUCAAAGGAACUACACCCUCAAGAUGUGGUGGGCUGAGUGUAUCUAUUGGAAUGAGACUCAGAGCGAGUGGUCAGAUGAAGGUUGCUGGAGCACGGGGGAGUCAACAUUCCAUGUAACACACUGCCGCUGUAAUCACCUAACUGCUUUUGGUAGCCACUUCGAUCUCGUUCCAAAUGAAUUGUCCUUCAUCGCAGUAGAAGACUUUUUUUCUCACCAUGAGAACCUCACCACGGUAACAUUAUUAGUGGUCAUUUUAUGUCUGUAUGCCAUUCUCAUGGUCAUCUGUCACCGUGCGGAUAUCCAUGAUGCCAAGAAAGGGGGGAUAACUUAUCUUCAAGACAACACAAUCACUGAUCAACAGAGGUUUGAGGUUACCGUGGAAACAGGCUUCAGAAAAGGGGCAGGAACUACAGCUAAGAUCAGCCUCAUACUUCAUGGUGAAGAAGGCAUGUCCGAGACAAGGGAGCUAAUAACAGAUGAUCCUCGCCCUCUGUUCGAACGAAACUCCAGGGACAAGUUCAUCCUCACGUUACCGGACAGCAUUGGUAAAAUAUGGAAGGUACAAAUCUGGCAUAACAACUCUGGACAGUCCCCAAGCUGGUAUCUUAGUCGAGUCAUUGUCAAAGACCUCAACAAUGGUAACAUAUACUACUUCCUAUCGGAGAAAUGGCUGGCAGUUGAAGAGGAAGAUGGGAAAGUGGAGCGGGAAUUUAUGGCACUCGAGGGCAGUCUUGGUGUCAGAAAGGUUUUCUGGGCCAAAGGUACCCAGUACAUGGCUGACUACCAUCUGUGGACAUCUCUGUUUACUCAUCCUUCUCCGAGUCAGUUCACACGUACCCAGCGUCUCACGUGCUGUCUCACCUUGCUCAUGAUGUACAUGUGUCUGAAUGCCAUGUGGUAUAAGCAGGCACCUUCAGAAGUGAGAGGAGAGUUUGGACUGUUGGACUUGUCACUACGAAAUGUGACUGUUGGUGCCAUAUGUUGUGCAGUAACCAUUCCUGUCAAUCUGUUUGUGGCCCUUCUGUUUAGGCGGAGCAAGAAGCAGAAGUCGACAGGUGAGGUUGACGCAGAGUUGGAAGAGGAGAAAGAUAAACACUAUUCGAGUGGUAAACCUGAUGGUGUUACUCCGGAUGAUGAUGAGGAUUCGGAGGCUGUCCAACCAGUAAUGACAUAUAGUAUCCUUGACCAGUCCAUAUUGAACUGGCCAAGCAUUCAGGACUGGGCACAGAAACAGUGGAUCAAACGCCAGCACUCCACCAUGUCUAUAGAAGAGACUACUAGCGGCAAAACUAAUGACAACACAAUACAACAGGGGCAGACAACUCUAACACCCACACACAUACUCCAUAAACGUGUGAUCGGCUCUGAAACUGACCAGGCUUCAAGUGGGUUUGAGGACUCCAACAGUACUGACCCACGUCCACAAAUGACUAUUAGCUCUCAGGCCAGCAGCAUCAAGAACAAGGCACCCUCUGUGUCUAGUUCUGUCAGCCAGAAGUCAUCAGUUCUGAGUUCCAGGAAGGCCUUCCAACGCCAGUGGUUUUUACCCUACUGGUGUCAGUAUGUUGCCUGGACUUUAUGUGCCAUCAUCUGCCUAGGUUGUGCAGUUGUCACCGUUCUUUAUGGAUUCAGGUUUGGUCACACCAAGGGAGUGAUGUGGUUACAGUCGCUGUACUUCAGUGCCAUAGUGUGUAUCUUUAUAUCUCACCCACUAAUGAUCUGUAUAGCAGUAGUUUACACAGCCAUCAAAUACAGAAACAAUCCAUCAAUCCUUGACCACUAUGAGGACGGGGCAUUUGGGGAGCAAGCCAAGCUGGAGAUACUGAGGAGGAAAAAGGAGAAAGCCAAGGAAACAGUGGAUGAACAUAAGGAAAUUGAAAGGGGUGUAGCUGCCAGACAGAGGUCACGAUACCUGAGAUUUGCCCGACCCCCACAGGAAAAACAGCUGAUUGAAGCCAGGAAGAAGAUCCUGAAGGAGAAGAAAGCUAUGUCCCUAAUCAGUAAUUCUGUUGGAUUCUGUGUGAUGAUUGUCCUGUUGUGUGUUAUGGCCUACGGAAAGGAUAUUAUCACUUCUCCAUUCUACCUUAAUGAAGCUAUUAAAAAUUCAUUGGUCAGAUCUGGUACAGUAAAGUUUGCUGAUAUGGCUAGUCCUGAAAACUGGUACAGCUGGAGUCAAACUACAAUGCUAGAUGCCUUGUACUCCGACAACACUGAACAGGAAAACAAUUCCAAAGUCAUUCAGAAUUUUGUCCUCCAUGGUAGCAGCUUUGUGAUUGGUCAGAUUCACUUACGUCAGUUGAGAGUAGUAAAAGAACCUUGUCUACAGACUUUGCCACACCUGCCAGAGUACUGUCUCCAUGACUACAGUUACACCAACAAAAUGACAGAUAUUUCACCAGACUUAAAUGAGACAUGGACAGAAAGUAAAUCUUUCAUCAAAGUCUUCGGGAAGCAUGGCAUCUAUGAUAACUCCGGAUUUGUUGUCAAGUUAGACAAUUCUAGGUCCACAGCCUUGUCCCAACUACAGAGUCUGGAGACAGGUGGCUGGAUUAACAAACACACAAGAGUCGUCAUUGUAGAAUUCACAUUAUUUAAUGCACCAACAAAUCUCUUUUCAUCUGUCACAUUAUUUAUGGAAUUACCACCCACUGGGGGCACUUUUAUGGGAUAUCGUGUGAUGUCAACAUAUCUGUACCGAUAUAUGUCAGCUGCUGAUAACUUUGUCCUGGCUUGUGAGUUGUGUUUUGUGAUCCUGACUUUGUACAAACUGAAGAAUGAGGUGUGCAAUGUGAUAAAACUGAAAAAGAACUACCUGUACAGCGUCUGGAACAUUGUACAGUGUUUGAUGGUGACCCUGUCCCUCGGCUACAUCAGCUGUUACCUGUACAGAUUUAUAUUUCUUGUGUAUCACUGUAAACCAUUACAUAAUUCCAGUGUUUGA